Molecule: messenger RNA, 4087 nt
Organism: Hypoxylon fragiforme
Lineage: Eukaryota; Fungi; Ascomycota; Sordariomycetes; Xylariales; Hypoxylaceae
Product: potassium transport protein TRK1/TRK2
Exons: 3
Coding region: 648-3344 (898 amino acids)
Biological process (GO): potassium ion import across plasma membrane; intracellular potassium ion homeostasis
Cellular component (GO): plasma membrane
Molecular function (GO): high-affinity potassium ion transmembrane transporter activity
Source: RefSeq, a predicted model, not a curated record
GUCAUGAAUCCGUUGUAAAGGAGGUAAGUAACAAGAGACCUUGAAUGAAUAUACUGUGUCUCGGUACAAUUGUUUGUCUAUACUAGCCGCAUCUCAAUUUUUUCUUCUCCCUUUGGCACAGACAUAAUAUCAAGUUUGCGGCAGAGGGCAGAUUGUGCUAGACUCACAGACAGAAAACUUCCGGACAUGCUUUUUUUUAAAAAAAAACCCCCAAAAACCUUAUGGUCUAUGGUCCCUUGCCCUUGUUUCGUCUUGUUUGUCUCAGCCCUCUUUGUUAUUCGGUGUCUACGCAGUUUUGAGUUACCUCUUCCCUACUUCUAAUAGGCUUAGUACCUACCCGGCAGCUCUCUUAAACAUCACCUCACCUUCCACAGGGCCAACUUCUUACCAACUUAUUCUGAUUCUACACUUGCUCGCGAUUGCACAAUGUUUUAGUUUAUACGACAUCUCAACACCUGCCGUGCAUCAUGUUAAUAAUUCAUUUUAUAUAGCUUCGGAACGACCGAUAACCAUCAUGUUUCUCAUCGCCGACUUUACCAGCCAAGUCUUCGACUCGGUGGCCCUUUAACAGUGGCUUCUCCUGUUGUUUCAAUCUUAGACUCACAAAGUCAAAGUCUUUUAGCUAUACAACAACCUAACUUACCAUCAUGGCCGGAGCUCGUGAGGCCUUCCUGGGAUUUAUCCAGGCCCUUCGUCCUUCGUUCCUUUCUAGAGAUCCGCAUUUCAACUUCAUCACAGUCCACUAUUUUUGGAUCAUUGGAUGGACAAUCAUAGGGUCCGUGCUGAUUUUUGCUCCUGGAAGGGGCAAUUUAGCUUAUAUCGAUGCUCUCUUCUUUGCCAGCGGUGCCAAUACUCAGGCAGGACUAAAUACCGUUGAUGCAAAUCUGCUCAAUACCUUUCAACAAAUAGUCAUUUACUUUCUUACUAUGCUCACCAAUCCUAUCACCAUCCACUCUUCUGUAGUUUUCUUGCGCCUAUACUGGUUUGAAAAAAGGUUCCAGCAUGUCGUGAAGGAGGCAAGAACGCGACGUGUAUCGAUCGCCAAAUCACGGUCCAAGGCAAAAGCGAGUGCCGCAGAUUUGGAGAAGGGCGUCAAUGGCCGACACAUCACGGUCAUGCACAACACCGCUAAAGCCUCUCGGAUAACUAACGAUGGCAUCGUAUUGGAUAACUACACUAUCCAAGGGGCUACGAAAGGAGACGUGCCCAUUGAUGGUUCACCGGCCGAAGAUGAGCCGGAUCCUAAAACUCCAGAUCAAACUUCUCAGCGACCUCCGUUGCAAAUUAAAUUCUCGGACCAAGUUAGGAGUAGCGAUGCGUUUGAGUCAGAUGAUGACGAGAUCUUAAUACCUUCUAAACGGACUGACGCCGAGCAUAUCGCUAUUCUAGAAAGACAGCGCAAGGCAGACAAGGGUGUAUUGCGAAUUCCUGGUCCACGAGACGCCGAUAGGGGUGCGCUUCCAGAAGAGCUAGAUGACGAGGGCGCCGACGGCCCUGAUAAUUUGAACCGAAUACGGAGAGAGUCGAGCGUUGAAGGGCCUAAUCGGCCAACUUCACCGCUACGGAUUCGCCCGGAUCGCCAACCAACCAUCACCAUCGAGGAGCCAGUGAAACCCCGGAGAGAGGAACAUGACUGGCCGGAAGAGAUAGCUGAAGUUGACGAAGUGACCUCCCACGCUAACGGUGGGCCGAGAAAUCGAAAACCUAGAAAAGAAGGAGAGAAAUUGAGCCACACCGACACGACUGCAUCGUCGGUGCUGCAUCGCGUCAACCCUCUCAACCGAAUCAAGUCGGUCUUGACCCAAGGCAAAGAUGAGGACCCCAUGCCAUACCUCAGUUGGCAGCCUACCAUGGGCCGGAACUCUGCUUUCCUAGGGCUCACAGAAGAGCAGAGAGACGAAUUAGGCGGUAUUGAAUAUCGAUCGCUGAAAGCGCUUGCCCUUGUCCUCACAAUUUAUUUUUGGGGAUACACUAUCUUCGGCAUUAUCUGUUUAUUGCCCUGGAUCCUUCACAACAAUGAAUACUAUGGCCAGAUUAUUGAUGCUGCCGGCCAAAGCAGAGUGUGGUGGGCUUUCUUUACGUCAAAUUCGGCGUUAAUGGAUCUUGGCUUGACCCUUACCCCUGAUAGUAUGAACUCUUUCAACACGGCCAUCUUUCCCUUGCUCGUCAUGUCAUUUCUGAUCAUCCUUGGGAAUACCGGGUUCCCCAUCAUGCUUCGUUUCAUGAUUUGGCUGUUCUCUCUCGUUGCGCCCCGAGGAUCAGGCCUUUGGGAGGAAUUGAAGUUUCUCUUGGACCACCCGCGGCGGUGUUUCACGCUUCUAUUUCCGUCUAAUGCUACCUGGUGGUUAUUCUUCAUUCUAGUCGCUCUUAAUGGUAUCGACCUCAUACUAUUUAUCAUUCUUGACCUCCAUGACCAGUCGGUUUCGAGUCUGCCGCUCAACAUCCGCUUUCUUGAUGGAUGGUUUCAAGCUGUGGCUACCAGAACUGCUGGCUUUUCCUGCAUAAACCUAUCCCUGGUACACCCAGCUGUUCAAACGUCGUACCUUAUUAUGAUGUAUAUCUCGGUCUUCCCUGUUGCCAUAUCGAUUCGUAGAACGAACGUUUAUGAGGAGAAGUCCCUCGGAGUUUACAGCACGGCUUAUGAUGUCGAUGACGAACAAAGUAACAUGUCGUAUGUGGGAACCCAUUUACGUCGACAGCUGUCUUUUGACUUGUGGUACAUAUUUGUGGGCUAUUUUAUUCUUACCAUCACCGAGGGCCCACGGCUCAUGUCAGGGGAUUUCUCGAUGUUUGCCGUUCUUUUCGAAGUCGUCAGUGCCUACGGCACAGUGGGGCUCAGCCUGGGAUAUACAGGCAUCAACGCUUCCCUGUGCUCCCAGUUCACGGUCCUUGGCAAACUUGUUAUUAUUGCUAUGCAAGUUCGCGGCCGUCACCGUGGUUUACCAUACGGUCUUGACCGAGCCGUUCUUCUUCCCAGCGAACACCUCAACCGUAAGGAAGCCGAGGAAGCCGAGGUGAGACUACAACGUCGCACUUCGGCCAUGUCCAUGUCCGUAGGGCAACACCCCCAACGACCCUCGAGUCAGGGCCAAGGCCGAGGCCGAGGUCGUAGUCGUAGCAUCGACAGGAGACAUGUGUUUGCUGGGCUCUUACAUCCUGGGCCAACGUAUCCCCAUGGCCCUCAUCACUCGAUAACGAAUGCAGAGCUCGCAACGGGAUUAAGUAGGAUGGAGUCCCUUAGGAAACAUACUACAGACCCUGGCAAAGACGACAUUGAUGAGACACAGGAGCCUCUCCCAAGAGCUAGAAAGAGAGCCGAUACUCAGCCGACUGUGCAUCGCUAGUGGAGACAAAGCGCGAAUGGGUGGGUAUGGAGGCCAGAAGAAAGGGGCUCCUUGAUGGGCCGACACGGACGGACGGCCUCGCAGCCGACACCAGCCCCCAGUGGCGAUCUCAGUCAAGAUGAGCCGCCGCCAGUGACACAAAACCCUUGGUGGCAGCGCCGUAGGGGGUCGAAAGUACAGUGGUAUCUCGGGAGCACAGGAUGAUUUGUAUGAAUUAUUCUUGUUUGCUUCCUUCCAGGGCACGGACAGAACUGGAUUAGAGAUACAUACAAUGCACAGAACACAAUAGAGACGGUGGCUCGGGCUGGGAUAGAAAUGAUUUUCACUAAUAGACGCCAGGGGCUUUGUUUUUCCAUAUCAUCUUUUUUUACAUUUUCCAUUAGGCUGGCGUAUAUUCAUGUAUUUUCAAUUGCUUUUGUACAUGGCGUUCGUUGGAUUGAUUGAUCGCAUGGCUCUUGGGGCAAAUUCAUGGGAGCUGGACUGACUGGCUGACUGUCUUGUGUAUAUGGGCGAAAGCAUGUUUUGAAGGAUUAAUGCCCUCUUGUCUCUCUUUUCUUUUUUUUUACUAGGAGAGAUAUGUUUUUUUAUUAGGUACAUACAUACAUCGUACAUAGUGUUUGGAAACCUGUCUACAUACAUCCAUUACAUACCUAGAGUUCUGGUGUGUUCAUGAGAUUAUUGAGAUAGAAAAGGGGCAAGCUCGUUUCAUGGGUACAUAUAUAUAUAUAUAUAUAUAUAUAUAU